Messenger RNA from Pecten maximus, 441 nucleotides. Its product is annotated as keratin-associated protein 4-7-like. The transcript has a single exon. The record is from RefSeq and is a predicted model, not a curated record. Lineage: Eukaryota; Metazoa; Mollusca; Bivalvia; Pectinida; Pectinidae. Bases 1 to 441 code for a protein of 146 amino acids.
AUGGAGGAGUGUACAAAUGAGGAGUGUACAAAGGAGGAAUGUACAAAGGAGGAGGGUACAAUGGAGGAGUGUACAAAGGAGGAGUGUACAAAGGAGGAGUGUGCAAAGGAGGAGUGUACAAAAGAGGAGGGUACAAAGGAGGAGUGUACAAAGGAGGAGUGUACAAAGGAGGAGUGUACAAAGGAGGAGUGUACAAAGGAGGAGUGUACAAAGGAGGAAUGUACAAAGGAGGAGGGUACAAUGGAGGAGUGUACAAAGGAGGAGUGUACAAAGGAGGAGUGUGCAAAGGAGGAGUGUACAAAGGAGGAGUGUGCAAAGGAGGAGUGUACAAAGGAGGAGUGUACAAAGGAGGAGUGUACAAAGGAGGAGUGUGCAAAGGAGGAGUGUGCAAAAGACACUCAAAAGACCAGCAUGUUUGAUUGUGAAUUUAGCAAUAGAUAA